Messenger RNA from Sporothrix brasiliensis 5110, 333 nucleotides. RefSeq names its product Mitochondrial zinc maintenance protein 1, mitochondrial. Gene Ontology annotation, biological process: mitochondrial respiratory chain complex III assembly. NCBI's taxonomy places the organism in Eukaryota, Fungi, Ascomycota, Sordariomycetes, Ophiostomatales, Ophiostomataceae. Bases 1 to 333 code for a protein of 110 amino acids. The transcript is spliced from 3 exons. The record is from RefSeq and is a predicted model, not a curated record.
AUGGCGGCACUUCAAGCAUACCGAAAUCUGUUCCGGGCCACAAGAAUUGCCUUUGAGGGCGACUCGAGAGUCUUGUCCGCAGCACGCGAACAGAUCCGGGUCAACUUCCGCGAGAAGGCUAGUCUUCCGGACUCCGAGGCCCAGCCGGCCAUCCAGCACGCCGAGGAGGUGGCGUCGUUUCUGAGGGCAAACGUUGUCCAGGGCAAGAGAGAAGAGGAAGGCGUCUACAGAUUAAGAAUACACGAUGAGACGGAGCGCGGCGACAACGACACAAUCAAAAUUGGUGGCGGCAAGACCGUCAAGAUUGACGGCAAAACAUGUGCCGACAAGUAA